Molecule: messenger RNA, 1282 nt
Organism: Abrus precatorius (Indian licorice)
Lineage: Eukaryota; Viridiplantae; Streptophyta; Magnoliopsida; Fabales; Fabaceae
Product: protein LOL1-like
Exons: 5
Coding region: 375-818 (147 amino acids)
Source: RefSeq, a predicted model, not a curated record
AGUUGUCAAGAGCAUGUGUUUGCCCCAUACAUUAUUCAACUAAAUUUCUUUUUCUCGCUGCCUUCUUCCCUGUUGCUUCAUGCAAGGCUUUCUAAAGGGAAGAAAGCUUGUUAUUUGAUUGUUACGUUAUCUGGUUUGCAAAUUUACUGCUGUCUUCAUAGGUUUUUCUCUCCAACUUUCUUUCUAGAUAUUAACUUGUAUUAAUGGCAAAUUAUAGUUCAUUCUCCAUGCCUUUGUAUACCAUCAUCAUGUUUCAUGUGCAUCACUUUUUCACCCCAUUAAAUCUUUUCAAUCUUUUCCAGGAGUUGUUAAAAUGGGAGAAAGAGUUUAUUCACUACGUAGAGUUUAGUAGAUAAAGAUAAUAUUUUGAGAUAAUGCCAGUUCCACUUGCCCCUUACCCGACACCCCCUCCCCUACCUCUUUAUACGCCCCCACCAAAUGGUGCACAGAGUCAACUUGUCUGUUCUGGGUGUAGAAAUUUUUUGCUUUAUCCAGUUGGAGCCACCUCUGUGUGUUGCGCUGUUUGCAAUGCAGUCACAGCAGUGCCACCACCAGGCACAGAAAUGGCUCAGUUAGUUUGUGGAGGCUGUCACACUUUUCUCAUGUACAUCCGUGGAGCCACAAGUGUGCAAUGCUCUUGUUGUCACACGGUCAAUCUAGCUUUGGAAGCAAAUCAGGUGGCACAUGUCAACUGUGGGAACUGUAGGAUGCUACUCAUGUACCAAUAUGGAGCAAGAUCCGUGAAAUGUGCGGUUUGCAGUUUUGUAACAUCAGUUGGGGCCUCAACAAGCACCACUGAGCAGAAAUUCAGCACCUAAAUCUAACUAUAAAAGUCUUUACAGACACCGACCUUGGUUUUAAUAGUCACAUAUCGCCCUAGCUGGCACAGUAAAUUCUCUUCACUUGUAUAGAGUUAUUUUUCCUUUGAGUGAAAUAACUAAAUAAUUUUGGUAUUAUUGGGUGUACCAUGUAAUGCUUUAUUAAUAAGCAGUGUAUGCCUCAAAAGGAAUCGGUCUUGCCCCUACAGCAUCAGUACCAGUUUAUAAUUCUCCAAAUUCAGAGGCAGUAUCAGAAAUAAAGGCUAUUUGGAAUAACUAUUUAUGAUAAGAUUAUUGAUUGUGAGUGCUUUUGAAAAUUCGCAUCUCCAGAAAAGGUAGGGUUUAGUAUCCCAUGCUGAUAUUUUGUUUAUGAAGCUUGAAGGAGAACCAAACACAGAAUUCAAUCUCUUUAGAAAAUUUUCUGCCUUUUGAAUCAGCAAAAGAUCCAAGUACGGCCACGAACU